GUAUUAUCGUGACGUCACUGCUCCCGAGGCCUGUGUUGUGUUGCUGUGUGUGGAGACUCGUGUAGUUAAUGCUUUAUCAGCAGAGAUGGUGCAGCUCCAUGUUAAACGCGGAGAUGAGAGUCAGUUUGUGUUUAACAGCACAGUGGACGUUUCCAUCGAGACGCUCAUCCAGCAGGUCACUCAGACCUACAACGGAAGACUGAAGGUGGACAGAAUCUGCUCCGAAAUUCCUGAACUGGCGGAUCAUGGUGUCGCGCUUCCCCCAAACAUGCAAGGCCUUGCAGACGAUCAGAUCACAGAUCUGAACCUAAAGGACGAAUGGGAGGACCGGUGCAUCCCCAGCGGAGGAGCGGAGUUCAAGAAGGAUGAGCUGGGGCGCAGGAAUGGACACGCCCCCAGUGAAAAAAUGAAGACGGUUUUGAAGAAGACUGUGGAAGAAGCCAAAGCUUUGAUUUCAAAAAAACAAGUGCAGGCGAACGUUUGCGUUAACGUGGACAUGGUCAAAGAGGCUCUGGAUCAGCUGCGAGGAGCAGUAAUGAUCGUUUACCCCAUGGGCCUGCCGCCACAUGAUCCAAUCAGAAUGGAGUUUGAGGAUCAGGAGGACCUUGCUGGAACACAGGCGUCUUUGCAAGUGAUCCCAGAGGAGGAGGCUCAGCUCUGGUGGGCAUCUAAAGAGCUUCAGCGGGGCAAAAAACUACAGGAUUACGUCGGCAAAAACGAGAAAACGAAGCUCGUGGUGAAGAUCCAGCGGGGAGGCCAGGGAGCACCGGCACGGGAACCACUGGUCAGCGAGGAGCAACAAAAACAGAUGAUGAUGCACUAUUACAAAAGACAAGAAGAACUCAAAAAGCUGGAUGAAGCAGACGACGAUUCCUAUUUGCAGUCCGAUUGGUCGGACAGACAGGCUUUAAAAAAACAAUUUCAAGGACUCACGAAUAUCAGAUGGGGUCCGAGAUAACCGGAGAGGAGCGUCUGACCGCUGAUCGUUCAUGUCUUACACAGAUACACUGUAUGGCCACGAGUAUCUAGACACCUUCGACUCUCAUCUGCGAGCAGCUACGACAGCCCUCACUUUUCUUAAAAGGGGUCUUGGAGUGUGUCUGUGGGUAUCUGUGCUCAUUUAGUCAUUUGUCACUAUUGGCACCCAAUUUUUGCUGCAAAAUUAAAAGCAUAUAAUUGAUUUUGAUUGCUGAACUUAAUAAUUAGCAGUGGUGUCCUUAUACUUUUGGCCAUAUAGUGUAUUUACUUGCACAAAACUCUUACAGGCCCAGAUAUGAUUAGAUAGUUUAUAUGAGCUUGUGAGGGGAAUACACGUCUGGACACGCCUUGUUUCGUCCUGAUCGAGUCGCACCGGGCAUUAUUAAUGAUUUACACCUCUGGGUAAUAUACAUUUGCUCAUUUAUAGUCUUAGAUUUUAAUGUUUUUGGAUAUUUGUGUGUGUGUGUGAUUGAAGUACAUUAAACCCCUACAGACGUGACACUGACCAGACGCAGGGUCAGACCCCUGGACAUCAGGCGUGUGAGGCCGUACGCCACCCACACUGCCCGUCACCACACUUCGACUGUAUCUGCUCAGCUGUAAACAGUACAGACGGGAUACGGCUGCUGCUUCUCACAUUUUAUGUAAAGCGAGUUCGGUCUUGCUCUGCCGUGCAGCGUAGUUUCAUUCUCAACACAUUUAACGUCUGUUCAUCAAACACCGGGUACCUGGUACUAACCGGGCAUCAAACACUCACACCGCGGGUCGAGCAUCAGUGUGACAUGAAUCUAAAUGUGAAUAAACGUUCCUAUAACGCU
This is a messenger RNA of Trichomycterus rosablanca, 1796 nucleotides long. RefSeq names its product cilia and flagella associated protein 298 (gene cfap298). The record is from RefSeq and is a predicted model, not a curated record. Bases 86 to 958 code for a protein of 290 amino acids. The transcript has 8 exons. NCBI's taxonomy places the organism in Eukaryota, Metazoa, Chordata, Actinopteri, Siluriformes, Trichomycteridae. Gene Ontology annotation, biological process: regulation of cilium movement.